GGAAAAAAGGUUCAACAGACGGGUUGGUCCUUUCCGUCUGUUGCCUCUUCCUGUUUGCUCAUUUGAUUGCUAUUAUCGUUCCACCCGUCGCCGUCGCCUCGCGCUAAUGGGACAGCGCACCACCGUGUUCCUUAGACAGUGCGCACAAGCAAGUCCGUCGUCACAGUGGCAAACGUUUCCCAAAGCUCGGCGGAGAAUGACCGUCCUGUGGGUAAUUGUCGGUUUCCUGUUCACCUCCUGCGCUGGACAGUCGCUAAACGACACGUACGGUGGGCUGAUUAUCGAACACGUGCGCGCAGAAUCAUCCCCAGCACCGGUGCCAACGGCCCAAUGGAAUCAACUGAAGCGCUACUCGAUGCAUUACGGCGGGGUGGCCAGCAGCAGUGCAGCAGGCGAGGAGUCGACCGCCCAGUCCAAUGUGUCCCUGCUCAGUGAAUCGCUUUCCUCUCGUGCGAUGUCCGGUGUGGUCGGUGGCAUCAAGCUGAUCAUUCUCGCGUUUCGUGUGAUUGGCGAGUUUCUGCGCAAGUUCGGCGCGGAGCUGCGGGUGGCCAAGUGUCUGCUGAUGUACUCGCUUACCUUUCAGCCGCUCAGCGCGAAGGUCGCAAGCGGGACGAUCGUGAACUGGCUGACCGGGUACUUCGGUGCGGAAGAUGCGCGUGAUCUGUACCGGUUUUUGUCGCGCAAUCUGUUCGCGCAGCUUGGGCUUUCCGGGGCGGAUGUGUGAAGUUGAGCUGUGUGUGUGCGAUGGGCCGGCAAGGUGCGAAUUUUUCACAAAAGUUCGGAUUAUUGUAGGUUUAUGCGGGUCGGCAUCGAAUCCGGUUCUUUCAUAAGCACCCGAUAUCUGAUUAAUGCCUAAAAUCGAAGCAGAACACAUCUCAUCAAUCGAAUUUGAUACUGCUAACAAGGAGAUAAGUUAAUACCUAUAAUUAAAACAAAAUAAAAUAAAAUACUUUUUGGUGGAAUCCUUCCAUUCACCACUCAAACCGUCUGGUAGUGUCUCUAGUAACCUUGGUUUGCAUGAAACGUCAUGUUGGACCGUUUGACAGUUGGUGUAUUCUCGUCAAGAUCAAAGUAGGCGGACAAACUGUGCGGUUGAUCAACGGUAAUCUUGCGUUCCCUUGUUGUUGCCGAACUCCGCCAUAUCGUGUUCUUUUCUUUCGCAAUUGUUCCGCAAAAGUGUUCACAAAAUAAACCGAAACGUUCUCCGCACGCUCACCCUACUGUGUAUCGUGCUUUUGCUUAUCGCUCCCUGUGCCUAUGAGAUCGAAAAGGUCAUCACGCACCCAAUCUACCAGCUACAGUUACAACGAGAUGGCUAAGUCUUCACUUCAUUCGACUUUGAAGUUUCUGAGGAAAGUCAGCCCGGUACUACCUGUGGUCAGGAUUGCUUUGCAAUACACACUCGGGUUUCAUUCGCCCACCAUCGAAUGGGCACAAUCUCUCUUGCCCGACUGUUUCACCCUGAACGAGGUCCGAGAGAUGCUGAAAAAAUGGUAAAACACGCGCAGACACAUGCUUUUUUUGUUGAAUUACUCUUUAUUAUACGGAUUUUUCGACGAUUACACCCCAGCAAAGAUGAGGUGAAGUGGUCGUCCACAUCGUUCGCCCUCCCCUCUCCCGACGAGACUAACAACAUUACGGGAGACACUACUAAACGGAACUCCGGCUCCUGCAAAUCGUAAAUAUAUAGAACUACAUGUAUCUUUUUCUAUCAUCACUAGCUGAUUCGUUCGCACGCACUUCGUUCUUCGUUCUCUGCUGCUCUUUAACGUUACAUUGAUUUCUAUCGGAGGUUAAAACAACACCUCACUGUAGGGGACAGAGUAGUGGCAUCUUUCACGCGCUAGUCCCUAGUCGCGCAGAAGAUGAUCAUAACUUAAGGAAAGCGCCAAGAGGCGAAAAGGCGAAAAUAGAGGGAAGAUAGUAAUAAAAUAGUAGACGUACAGAAACACAGACACACACAGACAGGAGCCUGUGUGAUCCUUCAUCGCGAGAUCACCAUCGGGGGACAUGGUGGGCAGUUGGUAAAUAGAUAACGUUGGUCCUGAAACCAGGAACGAAUUCCUCACAAUAAAAUAUAUGGUAAAAAAAAAUACGGAAAUAAGAAAGGAAACUA
This is a messenger RNA of Anopheles gambiae (African malaria mosquito), 2116 nucleotides long. RefSeq lists its product as uncharacterized. NCBI's taxonomy places the organism in Eukaryota, Metazoa, Arthropoda, Insecta, Diptera, Culicidae. The coding region runs from base 107 to 724 and encodes 205 amino acids. The record is from RefSeq and is a predicted model, not a curated record. The transcript has 3 exons.